This is a messenger RNA of Selaginella moellendorffii, 1577 nucleotides long. RefSeq names its product amino acid transporter AVT1E. The transcript has 3 exons. Lineage: Eukaryota; Viridiplantae; Streptophyta; Lycopodiopsida; Selaginellales; Selaginellaceae. Gene Ontology annotation, biological process: amino acid transmembrane transport. Gene Ontology annotation, cellular component: vacuolar membrane. Gene Ontology annotation, molecular function: amino acid transmembrane transporter activity. The record is from RefSeq and is a predicted model, not a curated record. The coding region runs from base 48 to 1400 and encodes 450 amino acids.
GGAGGAGUUUUCACAAAAAACUUCCUCUCCAUUUAGUUCCUGCGAAAAUGGGAAGCCUCCCUCCCCUGGAGCAAGAGAAGCAAGCCGGCUUGAAGAGCUUGGAGUUUCUCAGCAGCAACGACAAGCAGAGUGCUUACUCCGCAGCAGAGUUGGAGGCCGGGCACUGCGCGGAGGGAGGCUGUCCAUGCGACACCAAAGCUGCUGCUCACUCGGCUGGCCAGUCAAGUUUCUUCCAGGCCGUUGUCAAUUCUUUCGUGCUGCUGAUCGGCCUGGGAACUCUCUCCUCUGCCUAUGCGAUCGAGAAGGCCGGAUUCUUUGGUUUGCUGGUGCUAUGCAUCACUGCAGCGUUCUACUGGAUCGGCUCCAAGCUGAUAGUCAUUUGCAUGGAAGCGGACAAGAGCCUCAUGAACUACCAAGAUGUCGGGAACAAAGCCUUUCCUCGCUGGGGUCGGCUGCUCAUAACAACGUGCUUCUACAUCGACAUCCUGGGAUGCCUGGUCGGGUACCUCGUGUCCAUGGGUGACACCAUGAUGCACAUCUUUCCUCACCCUCAGCUCGACAUUCUGGGAUUCAAGGGGAAGACGCUCUUCACUCUCCUCGCCUUCUUGGUCAUCCUGCCGUCGGUGUGGUUCCGGAAGCUGAGCACCAUCUCCUACCUCUCCUUCUGGUGCGGGAUGAGCAUCAUCACGACAAUCAUCUGCCUGCUCGUCGCGGGGGUCAAGGAUCACAUUGGUUUCAGCCAGGACGUUGCCAUCUUCCGCCCGGCCAACGUUCCAAUCGCUACAGGGGUCUACACCUUCACUUUCGGAGCAACCGCCGUGUUUCCGAGCGUUUACAAAUCCAUGAAGAACCCCAGCAGAUUCACCGAGGUGAUGACACUGAGCUUCUCCAUGGCAGCACUGCUCAACGUCAUUGUUGGCAUCAUCGGCUCGGUCAUGUUUGGAGCAAUGACUAAAGCCCAAGUCCAUCUCAACAUGCCACCGGCGCUCAUCGCCUCCAAGGUAGCAAUCUGGGCCACUCUCCUCACUCCGGUCACUCAGUUCGCGCUCUUCCUCUCGCCAAUCUCUUGUGAGCUGGAGCAGGUCAUGAUCAAGUAUCUGCCGUGGAAGGCCGAGUCGCGGAUGACCUCUGGAGCCUGCAUCAUGCUCCGGACAACGCUGCUCAUCGCCAUCGCCAUGGGAGCUCUGCUCUUUCCGUACUUCGCCAACAUCAUCGAGCUCAUAGGAUCUUCGGUGAGCGUAACGCUCUGCGUUAUCUUCCCCGGCGUCUUCUACUUGAAGCUUUUCUCCCACAAGAUUCCCAAGUCGCGGUUUGCCGGCAUUUGCGUGGUGAUUGGCGUGAGCGCCUUGGCGGGGGUCGCGGGCACCAUUGUUUCCAUCCAGGACUUGAUACACAAGUAAGAGAACUUUCUCUUGGUUUCUUUUAUAUCGGCCAGGAGGAACCAAGAGGAACCAAGAGGAGAGAAAGAAGAAAAGAACUAACUGGUAUUCUCGUGUUAAUAGAUGAUAAGAGCAGAUUCAAUACUGGAUGUUCUUUGAUUUUGUUUGGUAUUAAAACCAUUUAAAUGAUUAAACCAA